Molecule: messenger RNA, 3064 nt
Organism: Chaetomium fimeti
Lineage: Eukaryota; Fungi; Ascomycota; Sordariomycetes; Sordariales; Chaetomiaceae
Product: Alpha/Beta hydrolase protein
Exons: 2
Coding region: 486-2927 (813 amino acids)
Biological process (GO): triglyceride catabolic process
Cellular component (GO): cytosol
Molecular function (GO): sterol ester esterase activity; triacylglycerol lipase activity
Source: RefSeq, a predicted model, not a curated record
CACUUGCUGAGAUGCCCCCGUGACGCCAUGAUUCGUGCCUGCUACAGAGUAUUUUCGGGGUCCAGUGUGCCAUCCCGGUACACACGGGGCAGAACAGUCGAGACUUUGUGCCAUGUGGCCAAACUCGCCCGACUCGCCGGAUUAACAUCAGACUUCAAUUGUUGCUGAACUCGGGUUCCAUAGUUUUCUUGUUUCUUUGUCUGUCAACGGCACCGCAUCUUGAGCUGGCCGAUUCCCCUACUUUUCCGUCAGCAACGGCAAUCCUCUUUUCCUGGUUUGCUCCUUCUCGCGGCGCGGCACAGCCUGCCUGCCUGCCUGUUUGCCUGUUUGUCAACACGAAACCUAUCACAAGAUCAUCUAAAGUACAUCUUACAUUCUUCCUGCUACGAAAAUAUCAUCAGCACCGGGUAACCCGGGUCAACCGGACGGCAAUCUUCACAUACCGGGGAGCGGUUGUGGACUAGCCGUCAAGGCCGGGCGUCAAGAUGAUCGACCAUGUAUUGGGACGGCCAUCUGUCAAGUCGCGUCGACUGCAGGUUCUCGCCGUGGUGGCCUUUUGGUCUGCGUACCUGGCUAGGGGCAACAAACAUGGACCUCCUGUGCUGCGCUGGAUGUCGCAAUUACUAUCCAAAUAUCUCACAGCAUGGCAGACCGUCGUCAUCACCAUGAUUUACCUCUACGGCGCCCGCAACUUCAGUACCCUCGUCGGCCUCGCGAGCCCCGAUCCCCUGAGCAAUAUGUACGACGCCACCUACUUCCGCGCCACCUGGGUUCUCACAGCCCUCGACGCCGGUUUUUGGACCGCCAUGAAGAUCAGCAACAAGACCCUGCGUGACCUCGCGAGCAUCGCCUUUUCCGUAUUCUACAUGAUCGCCGCAGAGCAGGCCGACGAGAAGGUGCGCAAGGUGCGCGGCAACAUCACGGUCGAGCAUAUGCGCGUCAGCUGGAACAAGGGCAGUCAAUCACCCUACCUACGUUUUCUGCAGAAGCUUGUCAGCCCGCAGUUUACCAAGUGGCCGCCACGGCAGGUCCGUAUCCCGCGCCCUGCCGCAAGCGACUACAAGGAACCGGUCUCGGCAUGGCUUUAUUUUGACGGGCCAUUGUCCAAGUUGAAGAAGCACAACCGUAUCAUUUUGGAUAUCCCUGGGGGUGGUUUUGUAGCCAUGAAUCCCAGGUGCAACGACGACAAGCUGUUCGCGUGGGCUGGGAAGACGGGCUUGCCAGUGUUGAGUUUGGAUUACAAGAAGGCGCCCGAAUAUCCGUAUCCGUAUGCGCUUAACGAGUGCUACGAUGUUUACACCACCAUCAUCAAGAGCCGCGGCCAGUGUAUUGGCUUAUCCGGGGACGAGAUUCCUAAAGUCGUCAUCACGGGUGACAGCGCCGGCGGGACGCUAGCAACCUCUACGACGCUGAUGAUUAUCGAGAGCGGCUCGUCGCCCGUCCGCCGCUUCCAGGGACAGACGGACCUCCCUGUCCCAGACGGCCUGAUUCUAUUCUACCCAGCACUCGACAUGAACAUCGGUAGUUGGAUGUCAGACGAGCAGAUGGCACUGAUCAAGGAUCGCCGCAUGCGCGGGACCAAUAAGCGCAUCGUCCAGCGCAAAAGGUCGCAGUAUAACGACCUGGUCGGCACGCCUCAUGGGUCGGACGACGAAGACGACGCCACGCCAUCGUCCAAUCCCCGCUCUAAAUCUCGCUCCAGCGCUGAGAUCGAGGAUCAGCAGGGCACCGCGGUCAUAUCGCCUACACACGUUCGCGACCCAGCGCCCGAGUACGCCAACCUGGGUCCAACCACUUGGAGCAAUGUGCACCAGGGCCCGCCAGCCCCCGCUUCCCCCGCGGCAACCACCGCCACACCACCCACCCCUAGCACCCAACCGGGCGCUUCCCACCGCCCGGAACCCAUGCGCACCCGCCUCGCCACGUCCUCUAUGAUCUCCUACUUCAACGACCGCGUUCUCACCCCUGAAAUGAUGCGGGCCAUGAUCAUCCUCUACGUCGGCCCGCACAACCGUCCCGACUUCUCCCAAGACUACCUCCUGUCACCCAUCCUCGCCCCUGACGUCCUCCUCUCCCGCUUCCCCAAGACCUACUUCCUCACCGGCGAGCGCGAUCCGCUGGUGGACGACACCAUCAUCUUCGCUGGUCGCCUGCGCAGGGUAAAAGCUGCGGCGAUGGCCAGCGGCGGGCAGCGCCUAGAGUACCAGGAUAGCGAUGCGCUGACGGAAGGGUUCGACGAGAAGGCGGUUGCCGAAGUCGCCCUGAUCCCGGGCAUCAGCCACGGAUUCCUGCAGUUUCCCAGCGUAUAUCCCCCCGCGUGGAAGCUGAUCGACCAGUCGGCGGGGUGGGCAGAGGAAUUGUUUGCCGAUGCGGAGAGGAAGGAAGGGGAGGGUUUGUGGGAGGAACGGGGGCGGCAGAUGGAGAGGGCUUUUGAGGGUGGAAACGGGAGUGCAAGUGUGGAGGAACAGAGUAAUGCGGAUGGGAGGCAUCAUUUUAGACGCGAGUCGAGCGGGGAUGAGGAUCAGCCGUUGGAGAUGAUGAGCAUGACGAGGUUGAAGGCGAAAAGUAUCAAAGAGACGGCGGCAACUCAUGCGAAUGAGGAUGGGGACGGGAAGGGAGAAAGAGGAGAGGGGGCAAAGGGGGCGCACAAUAGCGUCCGGAAGCCAAAUGGGCUUUCUAAUGGGCACGACCAAUCCCCCGUUGGCAGCGAGGAUAGGGAUGCCGAUGCCAGUCCUUAUCAAGCCCCUCGGCUCGGUCCCGGCAACGGCCGUGAUGUCUACCGCAACAAGAAGCCUGGGAGACGUGCGAGGACAAAGAUGGGCGAUGAUAAAAGCUUGGUCAAGCUGGCGAGUACGGAGGAUCUGCUCGGGAGGAGGAUGCAUGGGCUGGCCGGGGGGUUGACGGGGCUGCAGGAUGACCCGGAGUGAACAAACGAUACAUACCUCGGAGGGUGGGGGGCCUGUGCAGGGUAUGGAAAUAGAGUUACGGAUGUACAUAACUUACGGAGCUGGGUACUCGGAUAAGGGUACACCGGCGGGUAGUACAUUAACGAGCAUUCUUCUGA